GUCCAAAAUGGAGAUGGUCGGAAUGAUGUCCACGUCCUCGGGUCUGUCUUACCACAAUGCCGGAGACUAUUACCCCAGAAAGUUCGGCACGAAGCCGGACGUUGUGCCGUCUGGAGUCACCGAGAGGAAAGUGGGCCCGCUGGAUAAACCGGAUAUGGUGUCGGUGGAUGUCAUUAACGUCAGUGAUUCAGAUGUCCACUUGCACAGGAAGAAGCAUGAGCACGAAGCAUACGUCUUGGGCACCAUUCAUCCAUUCAGGAAGACGCACAAAUCCUUCUUUGGAAAACUCCAACAAGAAUUCAGACUGGUCACCUCAGAUAGGCGGUCGUGGAGGAUCCUGCUGUUCGGGGCUCUCAACCUGCUGUGUACCGGCUGUCUGCUGAUGUGGUGCAGCUCCACCAACAGCAUGGGUGAGCGCACACACACACACAUAAAAAAAAAAAAAAAACACAGUGACUGAUAGACACAUGCAAACUGACACACACAGACAGAUGUACACCAAAAAAAAACCUCACACUUUGAGACUCUGCCAGACAUUAACAGGCGGAGAUACCCGUCUACACACAGUAAACACAGAUUGACAGUUACACACACUUUAACACGUGCACGCAGAAGCGUGUGUGUGUGUGUGUGUGCGCGCUGCAGCUUUAAGCACACACUGAACAAGUCAAAGUGUGUUACCAGUGUUGUCUCACCACAGGGGUUCAGAUUGAUCCUGCUGCUGAUGUGUGCGUGCUCGUGCACGUGUGUGUGUGUGUUUGAGGGGGGGGGUCACCUCACUCAAAAUAUGGCACUUUAAAGGGCAUGUUGAAGAAACCGAGUCCUUCACAGCGUCUGUUUUUAGCCUCUGGUGCUACAACACAGAGAACACAUCUGUCAUAUUGACGGACAUGUUGUUUCUUUUUUUCUCUCUUCAAAUAUCUCCAGCAGAGCAGGAGAAUAGCACAUUUAUAAAAGGUUUCUGGUUUAUAAUAAACUCUACUCUUAUUUCUUAAAUCAUCAUUUCUAUUAGUAAUAAUAAUCUUGGACUCAUCAAAGUUUGACUUCCCAGAAACGGAAGCAUUCAGGAUCUCAUUAGUCAAAUGUAUAUGGAAGAGAACAUGAAGGAUAACGGUAAAAUGAUUAUUAUUGUUAUUAUUUGAAUAUUGUUCGUCUCUGGCUCCCACAACUAUCAGUGUUGGUCCUCACUGUGAGUGUUUGUUUGUUUUAUCUCGUGAGCUCUGUGUGUGCAGAGCAGCGGCACUUAAAACCAUUUCUCUGCCUCAGCUGAGCUGUCCACUGGUUUCGCUCUGGACGAUGUGACACGCUUAUAUUUAGGAGGCAGAAACACACACAUACACAUUUAAACUAGCAUACAUGGAGUGUAUUGCAGUGAUUGCAGGUACGCAAGGCCGUGGGAGAAAUGUGCAGAUUUUAAGGUUAAAGAGAAGUUACCUGUUGGGGGGGAAAAGUGCAAAUUUCAUAUUUCAGUGUCUGACUGUCUCUCUGCCCGUCUGUGGAUGUGGUGAGAGUCCUGCAUACAGCUGUGCAGGGAGACAGCUGUGCAGGGAGACAGCUGUGCAGGGAGAGGCAGUGUUUAUGGUCAGCGAGGCUCGUGUCCGCCACCAACAUUAAACCCUCUCAGGGAUUCCAUCACUCAGGAAAAUGCUGCCACGAAAAGAACAACAUGCAACCUUAUCCCCGCUCACUCUGCCUGCAAAUACUGCAGCAUAAGCCACACACACACAGCGGUGGCGUCGGGUGUCGUGCAGACAGGAAGCGAAGGACAGAGGUAUUGAAGAAGCGGGGGAAGGCGACCCCUCCGUCGAUACUCGGCCCCCGAUGAGAACAACCGGAGCAGACAGCGGCCCCGUCUCAACACUAUCAGUCAGAUUCCUCCUCAUGUAUUAAGUCUCCUCCGCUCACUUGAUCAGUACUCCAGUAUUUACACAUUCAGAAGUCCGUCUGCUACUUCAGUAUUUCCAUUUAUCUGACAGAUUUAAUGAUGCUGAGAUAAUGACGAGUGAUGCGUUAGUGUAUGAAAAGUCAAAGUGUUAAAUUUGAGGAUUUUUUUGGGUGCCACGACAAAACCAGUGAGUGCAUUUUGAUAGUUUGUCCAUGUUGCUCACCCUUAAAAUCCAAUGAAAGUUGAAUGUUUAAACAACGGAUACAGAGCAAGUGGAAUAUUCAAAAUAAUAACCUUUAUUUAAAAGAUAACCGGCAAAGCCGUCUUAACUAAAACUAUAACACUCUCCAGUAUUACUCAAAUCCAGUCAGACAACACUGUGGGGACAUCGACUAAAUGGUGUUUGAACUAUUUAAUUAUUUUCAGUGCCAAAUCUAUUUCCAAUGAAAAUAAUACAUUUGAUGUUUGAGUUGUACAGUUUUUUUUAAUCUUUGUUAAAUCAGCCAUUGAUUCAGUUUCUUGUGCGAUGGGCUGACGGACCCGUCUGCUCUGCUGGAUUGUAAACAAACUGGACCGAGUGUCAUUAUUCUCAUUCAGCCUCAGCCGUCGAUCCCACACACACCGACAGUUAGAGCAGUGAGCUCAUGUGUCUCGGUAUGGCUCUGUGUACGCUAUGUAUGUGGACAUCCAACGCCUCCAGUGCAGUUCCACUUUUAGUUUAAAUGAAGCAUAACCUUCAUAGAAGUUUGUCCCCACACACACACACACACACGUGUCCCUUUUCAUAUGUGCAGACUGUACAUGCCUGCAAUCUGCUGCAGGAACACAUGCAUGGAAACACUCAUUUGUUCAUGUGAAUAUACUGUGUGUGUGUGUGUGUGUGUGUGUGUGUGUGUGUGUGUGUGUGUGUGUGUGUGUGUGUGUGUGUGUGUGUGUGUGUGUGUGUAGUCACGCUGGUCCUCUCGUAUCAAAUUGUGCAUUGGACAACUGGAUCAGCUUUCAGUCUUACAAAGCAAAGACAUCAGCUUUUUGUCUCACCGGACCAAACACACACACACUCACACACACACACACAGCAGUUUAAGCAUCUGUGUCUGUCCAAUAGUCUGUCUGUUUCCUUUUUUUCUCCCUCACUCCAAUGAUCACAGACAGCCCACUCCUUUGUGUCACUUAGACCCAUGUCUUCCCCUUUCUCUU
Anarrhichthys ocellatus (wolf-eel) is the source of this 3082-nucleotide messenger RNA. Its product is annotated as zinc transporter 6-like. The coding region runs from base 8 to 460 and encodes 150 amino acids. The record is from RefSeq and is a predicted model, not a curated record. Gene Ontology annotation, biological process: zinc ion transport. Gene Ontology annotation, cellular component: Golgi apparatus. NCBI's taxonomy places the organism in Eukaryota, Metazoa, Chordata, Actinopteri, Perciformes, Anarhichadidae. The transcript is spliced from 5 exons.